Molecule: messenger RNA, 8096 nt
Organism: Dermacentor silvarum
Lineage: Eukaryota; Metazoa; Arthropoda; Arachnida; Ixodida; Ixodidae
Product: tyrosine-protein phosphatase 99A-like
Exons: 25
Coding region: 39-3893 (1284 amino acids)
Biological process (GO): protein dephosphorylation
Molecular function (GO): protein binding; protein tyrosine phosphatase activity
Source: RefSeq, a predicted model, not a curated record
GGUGAUCUGUCAUCGACGGAGCCCGGCAGGUGGGCGUGAUGCGGUGGUUGCUCGUGGUCCGUAGUGGCCGUGCCUGUGUCUCGUGCGAGGGCCGUCGUGACUUCCUCAACAUGCUGCUGGAGCUGAUGCUGCUUUCCCUGGAGCGGGGCGUCAAAUCCGUGGCCGUUCUCGCUGCGCUGGGUUACUUCACUCAGAAAGGUGAUGGCGAGGCGGAGAAGAUCUUCGUGCGCGUCGGGGCCAACGUGACGUUCCGCUGCCCGGACCUACCCCAGUCGGGUCAGCAGCCGCGCCACUUGACCUGGUGGAAAGAGGACCGGCGUCUGAUCGAGGCGACCCGCGAGCGUGUCACCGUGGCGCCCGAGGCCGGAGCCCGGGUCGCCCUGAUGCCCGGAUCCAGUGCCCUGCUCUUCCGCUCGGUCGUGGCCGAGGACAGCGGAGAGUACCAGUGCGUGGUCAACAACCGACAGGGCAGGCGGGGCAUCGUCCGACUCUACGUGCAGGAUGUGCCCGACCCACCAGGAAUCCCCAUCGUGGUGGGCUUCACCUCACGUUCCGUCAACCUCUCUUGGACUUCGAGCGUCAACACGCACAACAGUCCCAUACUGCACUACAUCAUACACAUCAGAAUCGGAGAGAAAGGCGACUGGGACACGCGGAACAAGGUGAUGACGUCGGACAACAGCACCAACUUCCAGGUGAUCGGCCUGAAGCCGUUCACGGUGUACUCCUUCCGAGUGCUGGCCGUCAACGCCAUCGGCGCCAGCAAACCCAGCAAGGAGUCCUUCUACAUGGUCACGCUACGUGAAGUGCCGGAGGGAAAGCCGACCAUCGUGCACGCGCAAAACACGAGCAGCUCCACCAUCCGUAUACAGUGGACGGCUCCCCCGAGGCACACCAUACACGGCGAAUUCGAGGGCUACCGCAUCACCUAUCGGCCCAGGGACAAGCCGCAGGAGGAGAGCCGGGAGAUCGUCGUACGAGACAGCAAACAGACGCAAUACACCAUCCGGAACUUGGAUACUUUCACUCAGUACCUGGUGUCUCUGCAAGUGUUCAACCCUGCCGGACGAGGACCGGCUGUGGUCGUGCCGGUCAUGACCGACGAGGGAGUGCCGAGCCCACCUGUGAACGUGACGGCGAUGGGCGUGACGGACAACACGGUGCGGCUGAAGUGGCGGGAACCCGAGAAGCCCAACGGGGUUCUUCAGGGAUACUACGUCUACUUUCAGCCGUCGCGCAACGGCUCGGCGCAGCAGCAGCGCCGCACAGUCUCCCACCCGCAGCCCAUUCAGGAAUAUGCGCUCACCAAUCUCCGGCCAUUCUCGUACUACGACAUCUGGGUGAAGGCCUUCACGCAGAAACAUCUCGGGGAAUCUAGCAACCUGCUCAAGAUACAGACAGACGUCCAGGGCCCCAGUGCGCCAAUCAUAGUGAACCUGACCUGCCAGUCAUUGGACAGUCUCUUCCUGCAAUGGGAGCGGCCGCAGACCUACUACAACAAAGUGGACUACUACUUUGUGCACUACCGCUCGGAGGAGGCCUGGGGCUUUGAGGAGAUCGCCAUGGCUGCCACCGACCGGCUAGACCACGUCAUGUUCAUACCAAACCUGACGGCCAACACGCUGUACGAGGUGAAGGUGCAGGGGGCGACGCGGAGUAUCAUUGACCAGACGACCGUGUUCAAAGGGCAGUUUUCUGAUUCCCGGAAGGUGCUCCUCCAGAGUAAGUGUCAGACCUUCAACGAUGGUGCCUAUUCCGAUCCCAGCCUGAGUGCCGCCGUGGUGGCCGGUGUGGUGUGCGUGUCGUUUGCGCUGUUUCUGGCCAUCAUCUCCUUUGUUCUGUGGAAAAAGUAUUUUCAGGCCGCUUACUAUUACUUGGACGACCCUCCAGGAAACAGAGCUUCGCCGCAACUUUCUGAAACCUUUGACGACUCGGAGUAUGCUUCUGUGCACGUGAGCCAAUGGGCGAAACACGUGGCUGACCUUCAUGCCGAUGGAGAUAUCGGGUUCUCGAGAGAGUACGAGUCUCUCCAGCAGGCUACGGAUUUGGAUCUGUCUUCGGACUAUUCCCAGAUGGCAGAGAACAAGGGGAAGAACCGAUAUGUCAACAUCGUGGCAUAUGACCACACACGUGUUAUAUUGAAGCCUACCCCUGGCCAGAAGAAAUCAGCUGACUACAUCAACGCUAACUACAUUGAUGGUUACAACAAGCCUAGGGCCUACAUAGGCACCCAGGGCCCCCUGCCCUCGACUUUUGACGACUAUUGGCGCAUGAUCUGGGAGCAGAGGGUCUGCAUCAUCAUCAUGAUCACCAACCUGGUAGAAAGAGGACGGCGCGCUCGUAGCGUUUCGGCAGAGUUGGAUGAUCUUCGUAAGUGUGAUAUGUACUGGCCAAAGGAAGGUACUGAGACCUAUGGCAUAAUCCAAGUGAAGCUGGUCCAGGAGGUUGUCAUGGCAACAUACACCGUCCGAACCUUUGCGAUCAAGAACAUCAAAGUGAAGAAGAAGCAGGCGUCUGAGCGGACGGUGUACCAGUAUCACUACACCAACUGGCCAGACCAUGGGGUACCAGACCAUCCUCUGCCAGUCCUCAGCUUUGUGGCCAAGUCUUCUGCUGCCAACCCUCCCACUGCAGGACCCAUGAUCGUGCACUGCAGUGCUGGUGUAGGAAGGACGGGCACCUACAUCGUUCUGGAUGCCAUGCUCAAGCAGAUGCGGCAUCGGCAGAGCGUCAACGUCUAUGGCUUCCUGCGGCACAUCCGCCAGCAGCGAAACUACCUCGUCCAGACCGAGGAGCAGUACGUGUUCAUCCACGACGCUCUGCUUGAGGCCAUCGAGAGUGGAGACACGGAGGUUGGGGUCUCACAGCUGUCUCGCUACGUGCAGAGCUUGCAGACAGCUCAGGUUGGAAACACAGGGAGCGGGGACAAUAUUGACAAGUCCUGGUCACUCCUAGAAAAGCAGUUCAAGCUGGUGACGGUAUUCAAGGCGAAAGAUUUCAAUGUGGUGUCAGCUGUGAAGCCCUGUAACAAGGCCAAGAACCGGUCACUCAACUUGAUCCCCAUCGAGUCACACCGGGUGCACAUCACCCCAAAGCCGGGCACGGAUGGCUCGGACUACAUCAAUGCCACUUUCCUACAAGGUUACAAUAGGUUGCGGGAGUACAUAGUAACGCAGCACCCCCUAAUGACGACAAUGGCCGACUUCUGGCAGAUGGUCUGGGACCACAACUCGCAGACGGUCGUGGUCCUCUCGGUCGUCGACGAAAAGGAGUACCCGCAGUUCUGGCCCGACACAGACGAGGAGCAGGACUAUGGGAGCUUCAAGGUGAAGCCCACGAGCGACGAGACGGCCACGACGGCGUCGACGGACACUGUUCCAGCCGACGAGAAGCCGAGCGGGGGCCCAGGCUUGGUGAGCCGGGACUUCAUCUUGCAGUCGACGCAAGACGACUACGAGCUGUCCUGCCGCGUGAUCCAGUGCCCGGGCUGGCCCCAGGCUUGCACCCCCAUGGCCACCCUGUUUGACCUCAUCCGCACGGUGGCCGCGCGACACGCCGAGGACCUCAAUGGCCCCGUCGUCAUCGUAGACAAGUGUGGAGGUACAGAGGCGGCCACCUUUUGCUGCCUCUCGUCGCUCUACAAGCAGCUUGAGAGCGAAAAAGGCGUGGACGUGUACCUGUACGCGAAGCUGUAUCACAUGAGGAGGCCUGGAAUAUGGAAAUCUCAGGACGACUUCCUAUUCCUGUACCGAGCAGUUGAAAGCCUGCUGGCUGUGAGUAAUGGCCCGGCGGCAGCGCCGAUUCUCGCCAAUGCCACGAACGGCCAGCUCACCAGCAACGGGCACGCGGUCAAGAUUGAGGAAGUCGCCGGAAAGAUCGAAAGCCCCGACUGAAGGAAGGCCGAGCACAGUCACUUCUUUCCCUGUCCAGCCGUUCGCCGCGAUGGCGUGCGCACAACACCUUUGCUUCUUCUGGUCAUCCCGAGCUUGGCACCAAACGAGAUUUUUGUUCCCCACGCCUCGUUUUUGCGCCGGUUGCGUCGCUUCGUUUCUGUUCUCGAGGUAAAAGAAAGGACAACCGAGGAACUUUGGAAGGCAGAAAGAUCAGCUGUGACCAAAUGCAGAGAGUGGUCGUUGCAUUCUGCCUCGUGACAUGCACAUUCUUGUAAUGUUCGAAAUGCGCAUGCACAUGUUUUUCUUUUAGAAUGUUCAUCCCUUGUCCGCAAGUGCGAGCAGUCUGAAAGCUCCUGUUUGCUCGGCGAAAUGUUGCAUGUAUUGGGAGAUGAGUGAACGAAAAAGAAAGUGUGUUGCUGGAAGAAUGCCAUGCUCAUCUGGCAGUCUUAACAAUGGAGGUAUGGUGCUAAGUGCAGAGCAUGUCUGCAUCCUUAGUUUGAAAACAGACGAUUUUGUCUGAUUCAAGGCAGCUGAUGAAAUUCACGUAGGUCGGAAACAGAAUUUUUUUUUUUUUUUCUGAGCUGUUAGUCCUUUAAUCCCCACAUACUAGUUCAGAUAGUGCACAUAGUGCUUCCCAAAAGGCAAAGCAAGCUAUUUAUGAAGGUUUAACGGGCUUAACAUUAAAACUAAGUGCGCAGUUUUCUUACAAAAAACGCCAAGAAAAAAAGAAACAUGUUUUCGACCUUACAGUUUCACUUCCAUCGAAGUCACAUGGAAGCUAUAAAAGCGAGGUCUGAAAACGAAAAGUUGUAGCAGAUAAUGCAACAGUGUGGUGGUUAAUUGCUACUUUUACUGUGACUUCCAAUUUCAGAUUUAAUUUGGGAAGUUACCUUGGCCAAGCCUAACACUCGUUUGGGGUGCCUUGCUAUGUAUAAUGCCUCUGAUUGAGCAAUACCACAAAAACCCAAAGCAGCCGGGAUUGGGAACCAGAGCAGCAUCGUUUGGUGGGCUCAUUUUUUUUUUACAACGACGCGGUGUCUUUUGAACCUCCAGAAAGGAUGGUCUGUGCUGUAAAUGGUGUAAGAUAGUUGACAUUAAGUUGUACAUUAUUGCGCGUCAUGUUUCACUUCACAUCGCCGACCGAUUGUGUAGAUUUUUUUUUUCGUUUUACCUUUUUUUUGUUUGUGUUUGUUGAGUCAGCUGUCUGCUAAAAGCAAUGUUCUUAUUGUUUUCAUGCUUAGUAGUGGCCAACUGCUUUUGGACGUAGUGUGUUUGUUUUUUCUCAUCGUGGUCAAUGAACCCACGAGUGAGAAAAGCAAUGCAUUUGGGGAAUGGGUGCUGAACGCACAAGACUGUCACUGCCAGAUGUACAUCGCAAUGCCUGUAGUCUAGAGGGAACGCAUCCCUCCCAGCUGUCGUGAUAGUCCGAAGUCAACAAGCACAAAAGGGCUUGGCUCUCUACAGGUUCAGUAGGUGAACCAUGUCUUCAGCACUGCCGUUUUAUUGUUUUUGUUGUUUUUUUCUGCUGGGUUUUGCGUUUAGGUUUCAGACCUUUACUCACUUUAUUUAUUUUCUGUGCCGCUCUAUUGAGAGAUUUUGUUUAUUGCAAGGAACGAAACCCACAUAUUCUUAGUGUUUGAUGAAAGACGGACAGUACCGAGUGACUGCCGAGGCCUUUUUGGGCAAGACAGGAGGUGUGUUUUAAGUUCCAUGCCUCUGAUGAUGACACAGCGUAGACAAACGAUGCGGUCGGACAUUACGACGACGACGACAACAACAGACACGGCGCGAUCAAAACGAGACGGCCCAUGAUGGAAGGCGCGGGGAUGGCAGAGACAAGACAGGAGUACUCAGCGUGCGAGCAUGCGCAAGCGGGCGCCCUCCGCACACCACGGAGACGUGCCAAGUUGCGCAACACACGCGCGCGUUCAGUUGCAAGCCUCGACAGAAAAUGAACAACGGCCUUGACGUCGAUACCAACCGCCCCCGCCCCAUUGCCCCCAACGACAAACAACGCCCCCCGACCAGCAGCAACAACUUCUAGUCUGAUAUCAUCUUUGUGCCGUCAGUGUUCUGUGUAUUUUUUUUUUUUUUUUCUUUCCUUCACUUCUGCUCACAUUCAGGCUUUUCAAGAUUUCACACACCAAGCAAACGCGCGUAGGUGUGCAUUUUUGUUGAUGUCCAUGGUCUUCGACUCUUCACGCUUGUCGUUGUGUUUCGUAUUAUGUCGCAGGUUUCCCCACUGUCGUCGUUUCACAUUACCCCAUCACUAACAGGCAUAGUUUUUCUUACCUACCACUGGUUUCAGCCCAGACGAAGCCGUGGAAAAGAAAAAAAAAACCACCAAAAUACUCGACAGCAUAGCUGUUUCAUCUUUCUAAAGGAUACGCACUUCUUUUGCGCCUAUUCCUUUCUGAGCAGGCAUUUACUUCCCUUGUCAGCCCUUUGUCAACGUGCUGCGUGUAAACAAAACAUUUUCCUCCUAGCCCUGUUCCUCAGCGUCUUCAGCAUGCUCAUUUUCUUUUUACAAGCCAGCCCUAAAAGAAAAUCGCUCUCUCAGCAGGCUAGCGUCGGAGAGUGCUGCCUGACAAGACGCCGCAACACCUUGGCAUUGCUGUCGAAGCCCGGGGUGGCGUCUAAACAUUGUUGCAGUGUUAUCGGCAGUGUUUACCCAGUGCCGACAGUGUUGCCAGAGUGUUUAGUGUUUCCCGGGUAAUGGUUGUGUGUUGUUUUUCUUUGUGACGCGCUGUUGCUUCCCAAAGACGGACACACGCCUAAAUAAGUAACCAGUAUGCCCAAGGUGUUGUUGUUCAAUAUAUACACGCAUAUAAACUUUGUUGGUAGCACAUAAAUAUAAUUCCCUCCUCGGAAAGAGAAGACCCAGAGCGAGAGCUUCGAGUUUGUUGACGUAGUGUUCAGAUAUAUAUACAUAACAUAUAAUCUUCUAAAAACCCAUCGCAUAACUUGGAGUUCCGUAGUUUUUUAAGAAGGUGUGGCUUCGAUGAUUUCACGAUGUCGUGGGAGAUCUGGCCUCCAUUUUAAUAUUUAAACGGCCCUGGUAGCCAUUUCUGACCUUGGGACAUAAUAUACUGCCUUGCUUGAAAGUUUGUUAGUUAAUGGACACCAAAGAAAGCUUUGUUAUACAUAACUAGUGACUGCGUAACCGACGCAUUUCUCGUAUGUAAGCUGGGUUAAUUUAAUUGUACACUCAUGGACAACGGGCUCCCAAAUCAGUAUUUCUUGCAAACAUUCUUGCAACAUUUCUCGCAAACACUCCUAAAACCAAGGAAAGAGUUCCAUCACAGGUUCAUUGGAAUUAUAGAGUACUGGACCAAAUGUCACUGCUAAAUGUGAUGCCGUCACCUGAUGAAAACUCUCCUCUCUUUAUUCAGUUUCCACCAAUGCUUCAACUUAGUGAAUCCGGUGAUUUUAUUUUGAUGCAUUGAAAUUUCUUGCGUGCAAUUUGUGCUGCCUUAAAUUUUACUCUACAGUCCUCGUUUACUGAGGGGUAUUCCUUCACCGUUCAUUCUCACGUCUGUUCUUUUUGGCCUGUUUUGUUUUUUGUAUGUUCCUUGUCACAUCGAAGAACUUGUUUACAUGUUAUUUAUCUUCUGUAAUAUGUGCAAAAACAUCGAACAUUGAAAAACAAAAGAAAAGGUGUUUGGUAUUGUUGUUCUGUGUUGAGUUCUUGCGAGUCUUAGAAGCCACUGUUAUCCACAAAGAUAAUUUGUCUCCGAGUUUAGUGUAAAUUCUUUCGUGAGGUCUGAUUGUAUGAACCGGCUAUCUCACAUGUAAAUAUAUAUAUUGAAUGUUAAUUAUUAUAAUUAGUGUGUUAUACACCUAGCUGCAUUGUGUGCGUAAUGAAAUACCAUAGGUUUCUGCCGAAUGCGUCAAGUUGUGCUUGUCAUCACAAGUUUGUUUCACUCCUCGGUGAAACAAUUUGUUUUUCUUUGUGAUCCAGUUGUGUCCUGCUUUUUCUCAGUGCUGAGGUCACUCUAUCGAUUUCACUUCUGACUUUUUUUUUCUCAAUUCAUUUUCUUUCUCCUGUUGUAGAUUCGAUUAAUUAGAAAUCUUCAGCUUCCUCAUCGACCAGUCUUCUCUCCUGUCUGCUUUACGCUAUUACAUAAAUCUAUAUUUAAAAAAAUCAAUAUAUGUGAUAUGUAUUGACUGCUCAAAAUAAAACAAAGACCAAAUAUGGAUAAA